Pecten maximus is the source of this 1682-nucleotide messenger RNA. RefSeq names its product perlucin-like protein. NCBI's taxonomy places the organism in Eukaryota, Metazoa, Mollusca, Bivalvia, Pectinida, Pectinidae. The transcript has 5 exons. The coding region runs from base 123 to 764 and encodes 213 amino acids. The record is from RefSeq and is a predicted model, not a curated record. Gene Ontology annotation, molecular function: signaling receptor activity.
GCGUGUUUCAUAUAAUCCUGUCAAUACUACACUAUCAACCAGAAAUAAUUAGCCCACCUACUUAACCAAUCUUCCCUUUAAAGAAACUUACACGAAAGGUUCGUAAAGCCUCUGUCUCUAGAAUGGAAUUUUCACCGAUAUUGUUGAUGUUUCUGAAGAUAUGUUUAAGUUUUCAACAAAUAACGCCUGACGUACAGGGAGGGAGCCAGGACUCACAGGUGAUCGACUUCACAGAACAUAUAACCGAGAUACAUGGACUGGUCCAGUCGAAUACUAAGUAUCUACAACAGUACGAGGAACUCAUGUCUUCUCUCAAAGAAUUGGUGAUUUUGACAUGUGGAGAUGGAUGGGUUUACUUUGAGGAUCACUGUUACUGGUACUCUCGUACAGCGACCACCUGGCAGGCAGCUCGAGACCUCUGUCAGGCCAUGGACACAGACCUCGUUGACGUCACUGGAUUUCAGGAAAAUCGAUUUAUCAAGUACCACAUGAGAGACAUCCAGAAAAGGGAGCAUCCCGCUGUCCUUAGGUACUACUUCCUAGGGGGGACAGAUAUGGACAAUGAGGGCCGCUGGGUUUGGGUGAGAACAGGUCAAAGUUUCGGCUUUACAAACUGGGCCUCGGGUGAACCUAGCAAUUCUAAUGGGGUAGAGGACUGUGUCAUUUUGAAUGGAGAAAGCUUUGCCGACUGGAACGAUGCCCCGUGCGACCAAUCUUAUUACGGGAUCUGCAAGAAAAGUGUCAAAUCCAUGCGGCUUUCCUGAGAUGGUAACAAGGUUCGGGCUGAUAUGGUAACAAGGUUCGGGCUGAGCAAUCAUGACGUUCAAAUCCCGUCAACUUAGUAACGUUAAUAUUCACAAAUCUGUUUGGAAUUUAAACCGUAAAUAUCAUUUGUGUAUACUCUGUAUGUAAGAUUCCCUGCACUUACUUUGACGUUUGUAACAUGUGAAUCCACGAAAAAAACGGGAAAGGAAACUCUGAAUGUGAAUAAACAUAUAGGAAACUCUGAAAUGUGAAUCAAAAUAGAAGCUCUAAAAUGUGAAUCAACAUAUUGGAAACUCUGAAAUGUGAAUCAACAUAAAGGAAACUCUGAAAUGUGAAUAAACAUAUAGAAAACUCUGAAAUGUGAUUCAGCACAGAAGCUCUAAAAUGUGAAUCAACAUAUUGGAAACUCUGAAAUGUGAAUCAACAUAUUGGAAACUCUGAAAUGUGAAUCAACAUAUAGGAAACUCUGAAAUGUGAAUCAACAUAUAGAAAACUCUGAAAUGUGAAUCAACAUAUAGGAAACUCUGAAAGGUGAAUCACCAUAUAGAAAACUCUGAAAUGUGAAUCAACAUAUAGAAAACUCUGAAAGGUGAAUCAACAUAUUGGAAACUCUGAAAUGUGAAUCAACAUAUUGGAAACUCUGAAAUGUGAAUCAACAUAUUGGAAACUCUGAAAUGUGAAUCAACAUAUUGGAAACUCUGAAAUGUGAAUCAACAUAUAGGAAACUCUGAAAGGUGAAUCACCAUAUAGGAAACUCUGAAAUGUGAAUCACCAUAUAGGAAACUCUGAAAUGUGAAUCAACAUAUAGGAAACUCUGAAAGGUGAAUCACCAUAUAGAAAACUCUGAAAUGUGAUUCAGCACAGAAGCUCUGAAACGUGAAUCAAAAUCAAUCAAAUAUACUUGUUCAGUAAACUAU